This is a messenger RNA of Drosophila novamexicana, 1034 nucleotides long. It is a transcript of the gene Etfb, whose product is annotated as electron transfer flavoprotein subunit beta. The coding region runs from base 69 to 830 and encodes 253 amino acids. Gene Ontology annotation, cellular component: cytosol. The transcript is spliced from 3 exons. Lineage: Eukaryota; Metazoa; Arthropoda; Insecta; Diptera; Drosophilidae. Gene Ontology annotation, molecular function: electron transfer activity. The record is from RefSeq and is a predicted model, not a curated record.
ACACACAACCUUUGGACCCCCAACCACCCCCUUCAUAUUCAACAAUAUCUGCUGCUGCUCAAGAGAAAAUGGCUCGUGUUUUGGUUGGUGUAAAGCGUGUGAUCGACUAUGCCGUUAAGGUGCGCGUUAAGCCCGAAAAAAAUGGCGUUGUUACCCAAGGUGUUAAGCACUCAAUGAAUCCCUUCGACGAGAUUGCCGUCGAGGAGGCCGUCAAGCUCAAGGAGAAGAAGCUGGCCGGUGAGAUCAUUGCCGUGUCUGUGGGUCCAGCCCAAUCGCAGGAGGUCAUACGCACCGCCUUGGCUAUGGGCGCAGAUCGCGGUGUUCACGUUGAGGUGUCAGCAGCCGAAUACGAUCUGUUGCAGCCAGUGCAUGUGUCCAAAAUACUUGCCAAGCUGGCACUGGACGAGAAGGCGGAUCUGGUCAUACUGGGCAAGCAGGCUAUUGAUGACGAUGCCAACCAGACGGCUCAGAUGACUGCCGCGGUGCUGGACUGGCCUCAGGGCACAUUCUGCAACAAAGUUGAGAAGACGGAUGCGGGUCUGACGAUUGUUCGUGAAAUUGACGGCGGCCUGGAGACCAUCAAGACCAAAAUACCAGCCGUCCUCAGCGCUGAUUUACGCUUGAAUACGCCGCGCUAUGCCACGUUACCUAACAUCAUGAAAGCCAAGAAGAAGCCACUGAAGAAGGUGACACCCAAAGAUUUGGGUGUUGAUACCUCGCCACGCAUUGAGAUUGUCUCCGUUGAGGAUCCGCCAGUGCGUCAAGCGGGCGCUGCUGUUGCCGACGUAGAUGCUCUGGUGGCCAAGCUAAAGGCUGGUGGCCACAUCUAAGUCGACACCCAAUCAAAAUUGUGAGCAAAAUUCUACGUUCUAUAUCUUACUACUUUCUAUCAGAAACGUGCAUUUAUCUAGCCACUAAAGAUUGAUUCCCCAUGUGCGCGCCGAGUGUCCCAUAGUGCUUUAAGUGAAAUUAAAUGUCUGUUUUUGGAAUCUGUCGUGUCAAGCCUUAACGAAUAAAUUGAAGUGAAGCAACUA